Cimex lectularius (bed bug) is the source of this 8347-nucleotide messenger RNA. RefSeq names its product probable chitinase 10. Bases 31 to 8118 code for a protein of 2695 amino acids. Lineage: Eukaryota; Metazoa; Arthropoda; Insecta; Hemiptera; Cimicidae. Gene Ontology annotation, biological process: chitin catabolic process; carbohydrate metabolic process. Gene Ontology annotation, cellular component: extracellular region. Gene Ontology annotation, molecular function: chitin binding; chitinase activity. The transcript is spliced from 47 exons. The record is from RefSeq and is a predicted model, not a curated record.
CAUUCCUAAAUCAAAAGCUUCUUUAGUACAAUGUGGAAUUUAAAAGAAAAAACUGCUAAAGUUUUAAAAGUGGUUCUUAGACACCUUAUCUGGAUAUGUCAAGAAAUGUGGUUGGCCGGAGUUUUCCUUCUGGUUUUGACAAUAGUGAGCGGCUUCAGGCGCGAUUCGGUACAAAGCAGGCCUUCACCUCUUCACCGAACUUCAUCCUACAGCCUGCCAUUUGGCUGGGGGAGCCUUCCAUUGCGGAACUCUGUUGAAAAAAUCCCUACAUUAAGAGAAAGAUCUCAAGAGAAUGCUCCUUUGAGGGAAGCUGUAGAGCAUCGUCCUACACCGUACACUCGCGGCCCUUGGUGGCGCUUAGUCCCUGGAACAAGACAGUCCAAUCAGAGUGGUAAAAGGCUAUUUUGCUUCAUUGAAUCCUGGGCUUCGUACCGAAGACCACCAGCGACUUUCACUGCUGAAAACAUAGAUCCUUUCGCAUGCACUCAUAUAAUCUAUGCAUUCGCUACAGUGGACACUCUCACAUCAAAAAUUUCACCACUUGACAAUGAAUAUGACAUUGUUAAAGGUGGAUACAGGUCUAUUGUUGGUCUUAAAAGGAGCAACCCGAACCUCAAAGUCCUUAUCUCAAUAUCAGGAAAACUUUCCAAAAUGACAUCAAAUGCUUCAAACCGAAGAACAUUCAUUUUAUCGACGUUGAAGUUUAUCGCUGAAAAUGGUUUCGACGGAGUGGAUCUUCAUUGGGAAUAUCCUGGUGCUGAAGACCUAGGUGGUAAGAACAAGGAUAAAGACAACCUUUCCAAAUUGAUUGAAGAGCUUUCAGGAGUGCUUGACUCACGUGGCUGGCUUUUGACUGCUUCCGUGUCACCAUCAAGAUUUAGGCUAGAAGAUGGUUACGAUGUGCCGGUAAUUGCGCCAUUUUUGCAUUUCGUUCUAUUAAAGAGUUUUGACUUUCAUCAAGAAAGGGAUGAUGCGGCCAACCAUCCUUCUCCGCUCAUUAUGUCUAAAGAAGAAGAUCCACUAUCUUUGUACUUUAACGUGGAUUAUGCUGUCAAAUACUGGUUGAAGCGAGGGGUACACAGUAGUCAGCUGAUUCUCGGCAUACCAUUUUUUGGUAGAUCUUAUACGCUCGAGAGCGAGAAAAAAUGGUCACCAGGUUCUCCUGUGAAAUCUCCAGGACUUGAAGCCAAAUUCACCCAACAGCCAGGUUUUAUGGCGUAUUAUGAAGUCUGUGUAAGGAAGAAAAACACUAGCUGGAGAAAAUACAGAGAAGGAUCAGGUUCUGCAUACAUGGUCAAUAAAGAUCAAUGGGUCGGUUUUGAGGACAGCUAUAGUAUCACUCAAAAGAUGGAAUACAUGAAAAGAGAAAAACUUGGAGGGGUAAUGGUUUGGUCAUUGGACCUGGAUGACUUUCAGGGCAUAUGCGGACAAAAGUACCCGUUGUUGAACACCGUUAAAAAAGCUCUUGUUCCUGACAUUCCUGCCAUGGUUUCACCUGGAGUUGGAGUGACCGUCCUUGCCUCAGCAAGCAACUGCUCAGGAGAAGGAUAUAUUGGCGAUUUAAAUGAUUGCUCUGUUUAUUAUAGGUGUCAAUGGAAUAUGAAGCACACAUACAUAUGUCCUCACGGUUUGCACUAUGACCCUCAACUGAACUUGUGCAACUGGCCUGUUCUUGUUUCAUGCCCAGUAAGAACUCAAGUUGUUUUGUUGUUGGAAGAUGCAAAGGAAAAACAAUUAUCUGCGCUACCUUAUGCCAGAAAUGAAGAUAGAAGUUCUAGAAUAGUUUGUUACUUCACAAAUUGGUCUUGGUAUAGAAAAGGAGAAGCUAAAUUUUUCCCAGAGCAUGUCGACCCAGAGCUCUGCACUCAUGUAAUUUACGCCUUUGCAUCACUUGACCCGAAUUCGUUGACAGCGGUUCCUUUUGAUCCUUGGGCAGAUGUGGAAAACAACAUGUACAACAGGCUGACAAUGUUAAGGGAAAAAGGAACAGAAGUGAUGCUUGCAAUCGGAGGAUGGACGGAUUCUUCUGGAGAUAAGUAUUCCAAGCUCGUAUCAUCCGGAAACAGCAGAAGGGCUUUUGUAGCUUCUGUCGUAGGACUUUUGAGACAGCACAAGUUUUCAGGGCUUAGCCUCGAGUGGAAUUACCCUGUCUGUUGGCAGUCCAAUUGCACAAAAGGAAAAGAAAGCGAUAAGGCCAAUUUUGCCAAAUUAGUACAAGAACUGAGAAGCGCUUUUGACAAGCAAUCUCCGAAACUUCUGCUGGCAGUGAGCCUCAGUGGUUACCUGGAGAUACUCGAAAAAGGGUACGAUUUACCAACCAUCAGCAAAGCAGUGGACUUUAUGUCAGUGAUGAGUUACGAUUAUCACGGAUCGUGGGAAAACAAAACAGGACAUGUUAGCCCUCUUCGAGGGCAAUCGACUGAUCCUCUUCCAACUUACAACACUGAAUCUGCUGUUAAAUACAUAAUAUCGAAAGGAGGUGACAAAAGCAAGCUGGUCAUUGGCGUCCCUCUCUACGGUCAAACAUUCACUCUGGUAUCACCCAGUAAUCAUGGACUCGGAAGUCCUGCAAAAGGUCCUGGUAAUGCCGGUCCUUCAACAACACAACCAGGAAUGCUUGCAUUCUCUGAAAUUUGCUUCAAAGUAAAAAAGAAUGAAUUGAAGAAAGAAAGCAGCCCUUCUGGACCGUAUGCUUACGAUAAGGACCAGUGGGUUAGCUUUGAUGAUGAGGAUUCUGUUUUGGAAAAAGGUGCGUUUGUAAAAAAAGAAGGACUUGGAGGUCUAAUGGCCUGGACUAUGGAUAUGGAUGAUUUCCACAACCAAUGCUGCAAAGGCCAAUAUCCGCUUCUACGUGCCAUGAACAAGGCAUUGGGCAGAAAGGUCGUUGAGGGUGUCACUGGGUGCACAAAGCCUCCGACACCUGUGACUCCACCUCCGGUAUCGACCACUUUGGAUCCUGAGGCUGGAUUAGUGACGACAACAGAACACAAUCAUGGACAUUUGACGACGACAACUCAGAAAACUACCACACCGCAAUGGUGGGUUCCUGAAACAACCACUAGUAAGAAGCCUUCUAAAAAACCAACAACUACUACUGUAAAAACAACAACAACAAGAGCUACUACAACUACAACUAGAACUACAACAAAGGAGCCUACAUCAACAACUACGACAGUUUUUGUUUCAUCAGAAAAAGAGCCGAGUACGACAGAGGAGAGCACAACAGAAUUGCCAACAACUUGUCAAUCAGGCGAAUAUAAGCCAAAUCCUGGGAACUGCAAUGUUUAUUACAGGUGUAUACUUGGAGAAUUUAGAAAGCAGCAUUGUGCCGGAGGUUUGCACUGGAAUAAUUUUGCUAAAGUCUGCGACUGGCCAAGUGAAGCUAAAUGUUCCGCAGAUUCAACUAAUGGGAAACCAAGUGAGACACCUACAACAACAACAACUACAACUGAAAAACAAUGGUCAACUCAACCUAUAACCAGUACUACUACAGAAUCAGGUACGUCUUCAACACAGAAAACCACUGAACAUGUCUGGUCGACUUCUCCAACCACGUCCACAACCACAGAAAGUUCAUGGAAGCCAUCUUCUUCUAAAAAGCCAUCUGUGACUACUGAACAGGAAAUGAGCCCGUGUGAAAAUGGGAGAUAUUACCCAGUACCCGGUGAUUGCUCGGCGUUCCAUAUGUGUGUCAACGGUUUAUUGGUGAAACAGUCAUGUGCCCCUGGUCUGAAUUUCAACCCUGAUUCAAAUAUCUGUGACUGGUCUUUUAACUUCAAAUGCUCAAAUACAAAAAAUAGCAUCACACUUAAAAGUGGAGAUAUGGGAUGUUCAAAGGGAAUGUUUUCCCCUCAUCCAAAUAGCUGCACAAAAUACCUACAAUGCCUCUGGGAUAAAUACGAAGUCCAUUCCUGUGCCCCUGGCCUUCAUUGGAAUCAAAAAAUGAAUAUUUGUGACUGGCCUGCCACUGCAAAAUGCAAAGGCGGAACGGACAGUGGCACCGAACCUGAGGACAAGCCGAACAAGUCGGAAUCGACAACAACAAUGAAGCCGUCAUCAUCCACUACUGAAUGGACUUGGAAGCCAGACCAACAGACCGAGUGGUCCUGGACAAGUACCACUACUGAGGAACCAUGGCCGGAAGUACCGUACGACCACCCUCUUUCUGGCUACUUCAAAGUUGUCUGCUAUUUCACAAAUUGGGCGUGGUAUAGGCAAGGAAAAGGAAAGUACGUGCCGGAAGACAUCGACUCUGAUCUCUGCACUCAUAUUGUCUAUGGAUUUGCCGUACUCGAUCAUGACAAACUGGUUAUAAAAGCGCACGAUUCUUGGGCUGAUUUUGACAACCACUUUUAUCAGAGGGUUGUCAGAUUCAAAAGGAAGGGGGUUAAAGUCUUACUGGCCCUGGGUGGAUGGAACGAUUCUCAAGGGGAUAAAUACAGUAGACUGGUCAACAAUCCAAAUGCAAGGGCUCGUUUCAUAUCGCAUGCUGUGCCUUUACUGCUUAAAUACAAAUUUGAUGGUUUGGAUCUUGAUUGGGAAUAUCCGAAAUGUUGGCAGACAAAUUGUGACAAAGGACCAGAUUCAGACAAGAAAGCAUUCGGCCAGUGGGUUCUGGAAAUAAAGAAAGAAUUCAGCAAGCACAAUCUGCUGUUGUCAGCAGCAGUUUCUCCGAGCAAGACUGUUAUUGAUGCAGGUUAUGAUGUAAAGGCAAUGGCUGAAGGAUUUGACUGGAUCUCUGUAAUGACCUAUGAUUAUCAUGGUCAAUGGGAUAAAAAAACAGGCCACGUAGCACCACUCUAUGAACAUCCUGAUGAUGACUUCUAUUACUUCAACGCUAACUACUCUCUCAACUACUGGAUUGAUGGAGGAGUACCAAGGAGGAAAUUGGUCAUGGGAAUGCCAAUGUACGGACAGAGCUUUACGCUUACCAAAGCGCAAGAACAUGGCUUGAAUGCUCCAGCUCCAAGACCAGGACAGGCGGGUGAAUUCACAAGGGCCGCCGGUUUCCUCGCAUAUUACGAAAUUUGUGAUAAAGUGAAAAAUCACGGUUGGACAGUUGUAAAAGAUCCGGAAGGAAGGAUGGGCCCGUACGCUUAUCGCGAUACUCAAUGGGUUGGCUUCGACGAUAAAGAAAUGAUAAAGAAAAAGUCCGAGCUUAUUCGGGAAAUGGACCUUGGCGGUGGAAUGAUCUGGGCCUUAGAUCUGGACGAUUUCAGAAACACCUGUGGAGAAGGAAAACAUCCACUUUUGACCACUAUUGCUGAAACGUUAAAAGAGCCAAGAACUGGGUCAGAGAGUACAAUGAAACCAAGGCCAAAACCAACUUCAAGUCCUACCACAGAACAAAUGGAAAAUACAAGACCUACAGAAAAACCAACAACUGAAAGUAGUAAACCAAGCAAGCCCACAAUGUCAACAAUGAAACCAGAAAUGGAAACUUCUAAAAAGCCCCCAGAAAUGGGAGUUGAUUCAACAGCAAGUGAAGUAACAAAGCCAUCUCUCCCAGGCCCAGAUGGACAAUUUAAAGUUGUAUGCUAUUUUACAAACUGGGCUUGGUAUAGACAUGGAACAGCCAAAUAUUUACCAAGUGACAUCGACUCUGAACUAUGCACACAUAUCGUUUAUGGAUUUGCUGUUUUAGAUGGCACUAAUUUAAAGAUUAAACCUCAUGAUUCUUGGGCCGAUAUCGAUAGCAAGUUCUAUGAAAAAGUGACAAAGUUUAAAAAGAAAGGUCUUAAGGUGACUGUUGCCAUCGGAGGCUGGAAUGACUCAUCAGGAGGAAAAUAUAGCAGGCUGGUAAAUAAUCCAAGCGCAAGGGCUAAAUUCAAUGAACACGUCGUCGAAUUCAUUCUCAAGUACAAUUUCGACGGGUUGGACCUAGACUGGGAGUAUCCCAAAUGCUGGCAGGUCGAUUGUAGCAAAGGGCCGGCAUCAGACAAGCAAGCUUUUGCAGACUGGGUCACCGAGCUGAGAGAAGCUUUUCAACCUCAUGGUCUGCUUCUCUCUGCUGCUGUAUCUCCAGCGAAAACAGUCAUUGAUAAUGGAUAUGAUGUUAAAGUAUUGUCAGAGAAACUUGACUGGAUUGCAGUAAUGGCUUACGACUACCACGGUCAGUGGGAUAAAAGAACUGGUCAUGUUGCACCAAUGUACUUACAUGAUGAUGAUGAGGAUGCAACAUUUAAUGCUAAUUUCUCAAUGUUCUACUGGAUGAACCAAGGAGCUGACCCGAAAAAACUCAUCAUGGGAAUGCCCAUGUAUGGACAGAGUUUUUCCCUGGCAGACAGCAGUAAGAAUGGAUUAAAUUCACCAACUUACGGAGGAGGCAAAGCAGGAGAAGGAACAAAAGCUAGGGGUUUCUUAUCUUAUUACGAGAUUUGCGAUAGAGUACAGAAAAAGGGUUGGCAGCUUGUUAAGGAUGAGUCAGGUGCUAUGGGUCCGUACGCCAUGAAUGGUGACCAGUGGGUGAGCUUUGACGAUGGACCGAGCAUCAAGCACAAGGCGGAAUUUGUAAAACGAAACAACUUUGGGGGUGCAAUGAUCUGGGCGCUGGACCUCGAUGACUUCCGCAAUACUUGUGGCUGUGAAGAGUACCCGCUACUCAGGACUAUCAACAGAGUCCUACGAGGCUACAAAGGCGAUAAACUCUGCACGUUACAAAAGGAUUUCUCUACUACUUCACAGUCAGAUACCCAGGAUGAAUUCAGAGGCGAGGAAAUUAACACUUGCCCUGAUAUCACAGGGGACAAAACAGACUGUACCAAAUUUUACACAUGUCAAUACGGCGUUCUUGUCCAACAGAAAUGCCCUCCUAACUUACACUUCAGCAAGACCAAUCUUAUCUGCGAUUGGCCUGAGAAUGCAGGCUGUUCGGUAAACGAGGAGGAAAUUCCGGAUGGAAAUGAGAGCAAAAAAGAGACUGUUCUGACCCCAAACGAACCAGAAGAAUCCACAGAAGAGUCACACUCUGUUGAAUCAGGAUACAAAGUGGUCUGUUACUUUACAAACUGGGCUUGGUACAGGCAGGGGGCUGGACAGUACACGCCUAAAGACAUAGACACUACCCUCUGCACACAUAUAGUAUACGCUUUCGCCGUUUUAGACCCUCAUACUCUUGAAAUCAAACCCCACGAUUCUUGGACAGACAUCAACAGCGAAUUUUACACUAAAGUUUCAUCUCUAGCAAAGAAAGGACUUAAAGUUCUGCUUGGGCUUGGUGGCUGGAACGAUUCACUCGAGGAUAAAUACAGUCGAUUAGUGAAUAGCAAAUCGGCUAGGGACAACUUUGUCAACAAAGUUGUCAAAUUUAUCGAAAAGUACAACUUCCAGGGUCUGGAUCUUGAUUGGGAAUACCCUAAAUGCUGGCAGGUCGAUUGCAACAAAGGGCCUGAAUCGGACAAAGAAGGGUUUUCUAAUUUAGUAAAGGAACUCAGUUCUGUUUUCAAACUGAAAGGCUGGCUCCUUUCUGCAGCAGUUUCCCCGAGCAAGACGGUCAUUAGCCAAGCUUACGAUGUGCCGGUGUUGGGUCAAUAUUUGGACUGGAUUUCACUCAUGGCCUAUGAUUAUCAUGGACACUGGGACAAUAAAACAGGCCAUGUCGCGCCCUUGUAUUACACAGAAACAGAUGAAUAUUACUAUUUUAACACCAAUUAUUCAGUUAACUAUUGGAUUGAACAUGGUACUCCAAAAGAGAAGCUUGUCUUAGGAAUGCCGCUCUAUGGUCAAAGUUUCACACUGUGUAAUUCAUCAGAUACAUCUCUGAACGCUCCGAUUUCAGGCCCUGGCCGUCAAGGGCAGUUCACAAGGGCUGCAGGAUUUCUCGCUUUCUACGAAAUUUGUGACUUGGUAAGUAGUGAAAACUGGGAAGUGGUGAGGAAUAAAGAUGGAGCGAUGGGUCCGAUCGCUUUCAAAGGGAACCAAUGGGUCAGCUACGAUGAUGUCGAAGAUAUAAGAAGAAAAUCAAAGUUUAUCAAAGAAAAUGGUCUUGGAGGCGGUAUGGUCUGGGCACUCGACUUGGACGACUUCAGGAACACCUGCAACUGCGGAACACACCCACUACUCUCGACAAUCAACACCGAGCUCAGAAACAGAAAGGGCAGGUUCAAUAACUGUACAUGAACAUUAAAUUUAUAAAUUUGCCGUGCCAUAAUUUGAUUUUUGUUAUAACUUUUGUUUAAAUGAAAAAUAUGUUUUCCUUAAUUACGUUUUAGGGUAUGUGCUUAUAAUAAAUUACAAGAUAGACUGAAUUUUUGAUAGUUUGUUUAGAAUUAUUUUUUUUCAAUUGAAAUAAGAGUGCCUAUUAUGUAAUGAUAACUUUAAAGGAUUAACAAAAAACAAAAAAAAAAUA